AUGAACCCCACCACUGCUCUCAUCCUCCUUGUCACCCUGACUGCGACAACACCUUCCUCGUUGAGCCACUGCACUGGACUACAAACAGACUACCAUUUCCUCGACUAUCACAAGGUCGAAACGGGAGGGAAGUCCAACCCGGACCGAAUGGGGGACUUUGAGUUCUGCCUUCCAGAAUCUCGAACUCUACUGCGUCAUUCCCUGGUACCCCGGCUCACCGACAGCGCAUACUGGGAACUCUUCAUCCGAGAUAAGGACUUACGUCGCAUCGGGUCAGCUGCCCUCACACUUGAUCACUCCUUUUACCGGCUGAAAUGUUAUAAUGGAACUUACCUACUCUAUAACAACGGAGAAGUCACACGCAGCCCUAACUGGACCGAGGCCGAACUGGGAACGGCCUCCCACGUAUACACAGACCCCAAUCACCCCUCCGAGAACUUGAUCUUUGGGUUCCAGUGCCUCCUCACGACCCCAAAACCCCACAAGCCCCAACUCCAAGGACUUUGCCUCAGACGAUUCUGCUGCCUUUGGAACUUGGGAGUCACCCGUGAUUGGAAGGGAGCCGACUACCUAGAAGGGUGGCACCAUCCCAUACACCCCUCACGCUCUCCUUCAUGGGACAACGUUGGGCCUCUGAGGUGCGGCGGCAUUGCCCGGGAUAGGCGGCUCCUAAAUACCUCUGACCCACUCCACCCAUUUGGCACUGCACCUCGACGACUAGGCCCUGCACCUGCCCUCCCAGGAGAAGACCUUCUUUCCUCCUGGGAACAGAACUCCUACAUCAAACUUCUCAGCCAGGUCGCUAAAGAAGCACCAUACCCCGAUUGCUGGAUUUGCGCUCAUGCUCCCAGCCACCUUCAACAGAGUCUACCCCUGGUCCCGGUGCCAGUGACCUUAGAACAAUUUCGCUCCGGAGAUGUCGUCUCCUGGAACCUAACUGCAUUAAAUCUAACACACCAAUAUCUGUACCUCACCGGCCCCACGAAAGGACCCCUUUGCCGCAGUUUCACUGGAGAGGGAACCUUCAUCGGAUCCAGUACCUGCAAUACUGACUUAGAAAUCCUAGCCGAUGGCCAAGUCACCAUCACUGACCCACGUGGUUCCCAGACCUUCCCCAAUCUCACCAUUGCAUGGGCUACUGCUGUCAGCCAACCCCCCACCUGGCAACCACAACUCACAGACUUUAUGCUGUUACAGACUUUUGCUUCAGGAAGGAUGGAAUCUUACCUCAGUGGCUUAUUCUGGAUUUGCGGACACCGCGCAUAUACUUGGGUGAGCCCACACAUGUCGGGCUCCUGUUUUGUGGGGUACAUCGUCCCCGGAAUUAGAGUUGUCCCACACCUGCCCCCCGGAAGACAGAGGAAUAAAAGGGACCAAACACAGCUGUCAGACCUCUCAGACGUUGCUGCAAAUGGAGAAACCGUAGGCCGUGCCCUCUUUCCCGCCUAUGGAGCCGGAUCUAACCAUGUAGACAUUCUUCGCCUUACAGACAUUCUCCUCAAAUUUAUGCAAGAAGCCACUCAGAUUACCGACUCCUUGGUGUCCGAACUAUCCGAGGUAAGACAACUCAGUCUACAGACCAGGAUUGCAACCGACUUCCUGCUGUCUAGUCAAGGAGGGACAUGCGCCCUAAUAGGAGCUGAGUGUUGUACAUAUGUAACCGAUCAAUCCCUCAAUAUAACUGGACAUUUAAAUAAUAUCCAUGAACUAGCAGGAAAGCUACAAGAUAUACAACAUGAAGGGCUGUCCGAUGUAGACUUGUGGGGAUGGUUACCCAAGUUAGGAUGGCUCCGACAGUUACUGAAAGUCGUAAUUUCUACUGUUUUAAUUGUUAUCCUUUGUGUCCUGACCCUCUGUUGUGCCAUACAUUGUAUUCCUCCCUGCUGUUCCCUUCUUCGCUGCCCGACUCAAGCUACCUCUCUCUCACUCCGAGCGUAUUCCCGCUCACAGCGUACCCCUACUUUCCCAGAAUAUGUACAGAUGAGGCAUUUAGGGGAAGGGGAAUACGAGAUCACUCAGAUCUAGGUGCGGAGAAAGGAUUUGCAAGUUCUUGCAGAACUUUGACGCAAAUCUAUCUCCGAAUGGGGGACUGAUACGGUAAACGGGGGUCCACCCUCCCACGUCCGAAACGAUGACCUCAAGAGCGCCCACUACACUCUGCACCCCUUCCCCAGCCUCUUCACUGUCGCACAAGCACCACACACAACCCUUUUCCCCUUUUCCACGGGCGAAAUAAGCCCAAAACUCCCAAGCCCCUAUCCCUUCUCUCGCUCCAUCUUUAUUAUGAGUCGACCGUGUCAAAAUACAUCCCCGUUUGUUCCAAUGGCCGCGUCUUGACCAAUCAGAUACGUGCAUCUGCUCUGCAGAACCAGCUCAGCGAGCCUCUGCACGCCUCAUUUAACCUCUUGACAAGCUGCUGA
This is a messenger RNA of Podarcis lilfordi (Lilford's wall lizard), 2420 nucleotides long. The record is from the annotation of a GenBank genome assembly. Lineage: Eukaryota; Metazoa; Chordata; Lepidosauria; Squamata; Lacertidae.